GUUUCAGCCAGCAGAGGGCAGUCUUUCACUGCGAGACCGUCAACAGACCGUCGGUUUCAACUUCACAUUCAGAUGGUUAAACUUUAGUUUAUCCUAAAAUACCAACUGAUAGGAUGAGCUGUGAGCUAUGCAGCUAUACCAGGAACAGGGUUUCCACACUCACACAGUACAAAAUGUGCCAUUUCUUCAUGAAGCAGAAGUGACCCUCCCAUAAGGAAACGCAUCAGUUUAGCGGUGAUGUUAUCUGUGAUGCUAAAAUGAUCAGACAGCAGUCUGAGACAGACCGGCAGUUCAUACUAGAGAACAUGUUUGUUGCCGUGAUGGACAACAUUUUCUUACUGGUGCUGGUCACACUUCUCAGCGUCGUUCAGAAUGUGUUCUUCGCCUUAAAGGUUGAGAAAGAAUGCACCGGUCAACAUUCUAAACAUCAUUCUGCAGCUUUUGAGCGUUUGUCUUGUGCAAAUCGAAACUGCAUGGACACGUACCCCACAUUUCUGGCAGUACUGUGGUGCGCUGGUAUCUGCCUCAGCCAAGCUCCAGCUGCCUUUGCUGGCAUUAUCUACCUUGUGGUCCGGCAGAAGUACUUUGUUGGCUACUUGGGGCAGACUUGCCAGAGCACUCCCGGCUUCCUGUUUGGGAAACGCAUCCUCUUCUUCCUGUCACUCAUGUGUGUUGUGGGAAUCAUAAAUCACCUGAUGCUCAGCUAUGGUGGCAGUGACUACAAAGAGUACAUCCAGACCAUCACCAAAGCAGCAUCAACCCUUCUGCUCUUGCCCUGAACUGUUCCAUACAGAUUUAACAGCAGCUGAAACAGUAGUGCAAACACAUCAGUGUAGAUAAGAUCUUUUGGUUAAUGGUUUGUCAGUUAGUGAGAGGAUGUGGCAAGAAAAGUGUGAAGCGUUCACAGUGAUGAUCACAAAGGCAUUUCAUUGCAAAAUGAUAUGUACAUAUUACAAACCUUUACAAAUCAACAAACGAAGAU
Molecule: messenger RNA, 982 nt
Organism: Sinocyclocheilus anshuiensis
Lineage: Eukaryota; Metazoa; Chordata; Actinopteri; Cypriniformes; Cyprinidae
Product: arachidonate 5-lipoxygenase-activating protein-like
Exons: 5
Coding region: 258-779 (173 amino acids)
Biological process (GO): leukotriene biosynthetic process
Cellular component (GO): endoplasmic reticulum; nuclear envelope; membrane
Molecular function (GO): glutathione peroxidase activity; enzyme activator activity; glutathione transferase activity
Source: RefSeq, a predicted model, not a curated record